GAUUCUGUACAGCUAACUAGCCAGACGAAGCCUCCCUUGUCUCUCUCUCUUUUUUUAUUUAUUUAUUUUUUUUAUUUGAGGGGUUGAACCUUUGAGCUCCGUAUGUGGCGUUUUGCUACCUGCAGGAGCGACUUGACAUUCCAGACCUCCCACUCCCGGCCCCGCUCCGCCCGCUCCUCCCAGCGGUUUAAGUGACUGGGCUCACUUCUGCUUGCCACUUUUUAUGGUUGUAAAUUGUUCUGCUUUCCGUUUUAACUGGAUAGUGUGCCAACUGCCUUUCCCACCGUUUGCGGUCAUUUAUAAAAAAUAAAUAAAAAAAACUCCCUUUUGGAUUUAAAGAGCGGGCUCGUGAAGCGACAAAGGCUUAAGAGGACAACAUGUUGGCUGCUCAGGGGUUUUUGGUGGUUUUAAUAGUUUUUAACGACAUGAUCAGCUGUGAAGCAGAUCGUCGCCUUCCUGCUCCCACAGGGCUGUCAUCCUACUGGCCUGACCAGUUAACUUACAGUGUCAGUUGGAGCCAAUCUGAAGAUCUGCCAGAGGGUUGCGAAAUCAUAUAUAAUAUAUAUAACCUGAGUCAUGAAGAUGGGCAAUCAAAGCCAUACCUGCAAUGUACAGGUUUGACUUUGGAAGCAAAACAUCUAAUGCAGCCAAAGUCCUCCAGUCAGUUGAAGCUCAACAUUACAACGUUUAGCGAGAAAUGCAGUGGUUGGAGUGAAAGUGAACCUUCUAGCAUAACCAUUUCUACACUAAAGCCAUACGCCAAGCUGGUGAAGAACUUCAAAUGUGUUAUUAAACCCGGAGGACUGGACUGUUCCUGGAUCCCAGUUGAUCCAUCUCAGAAACUGACGCUCUCCUACAGGAAUUGUGGAAUAACCCAAAGCAGAUACUUACAACAAUGUGAUAACAUGGACAGCAGAGGAGAAAGGUGGACAUGUUUUCUGAAACUCUGCGAGGAUUUUCAAUAUACGUAUGUGGUUGUGGAAACUGAAGAUAAAAUGAACACCUUUGAACCUGAACUUGGAUUUGAUUUGCCAGAGUUGACCAUCAAAGAGAAGGGAGAUUAUCUCAAACUAACAUGGUCUCCUCCAGAGGUUACAAGAAACUGUACAUUGACAUAUAGUGUCUGGUACAAAGAAUGCAAUGAAAAAAAACACAUGACCACAAGGAAUGUAGGGCAUUUGGACAUUCCCUACAAUAAAUGCUGCAAGUACGAGUUUCAGUACAACGUUACGACCAAUAAAUUCUGCCCUAAAGUCUCCAGUGACAACAGCCCUGUCAAAACUCACGAAGCCGAAGUGUCUUGUACCAGCACAGCCACUGUCAUCGCCAUCGUCAUCCCUGUUAUCCUCUUCAUCUGCAUCAUGCUGUCCUUCUACUGCUUCAAGAGGCACAGAUCAAUAAUCUGUCCUGAGAUCCCAGAACCAUCAGACCUUUUUAAGGAAAUGAUGAGUGUAAAGUCAGCUAAAAAGCCUGUACAGGUACCGCUGUACACACCUGUGCCUGAACCAUGUGAAUCCAAAAACAUCACUCUUUUACCCAAAAAGAGCCCCUUCAAGGAAAAUUUCUGACAUGUACCAUACAUGUUCAUAAAAAUAUCUGCAGUGCAGCUGGACUUGAACUUGAGUCAAUCAGGGACUUUUACUAACGUAGCAGUAAGGUGAAAGGAUUUAUCCCACUUACCCCUUCAGGAAAAAAGCUUCGGGCUUGGCUCCGAAUCAGGAAUUCGCUGCAUGGAAUCUGUGCUGUACAGACCGGACUGUAGUCAGGAGAGGACUUCAACCAUUAAAAGCUGUCAAAAAAAACAAUGAUUUCCUUGGGAGAGCAAAUGCAUGCUGACGAAGUUCUCCAUGGACGAGAUACGAACAUGUCACCCCUAAAAUCAGCCGCCUUGCCGUGGACCCAGACAUAAAGACGACAAUAAUAACCAAAAAGAAAGACGAGGGUGGGGUGAAUGCUUUGGUUGGAUUCUGUAAAUGAGCUGUGCUUAAAUUGUUCAAAGUAGCAAAUGAAAUGUGACUGUGAUCUCGAUAGAACAUAACCUAUUUUAUGAUUCCUGUUCAUGUGGCUGUGUGCUAAAGUUUCCCUCUGAACAGUGGGAUAGGAGUAUAAAUAUUUGUACAAAAGUAAAUGUUGAUAUUGUAACAGAGAAUGAAGCUGUUGUCCCGGCUGACCAGGACUGUGUUGGGCUUACACUAGUUUCCUUUAACUUUCUUUGUGUUCCAUUCUUUGGAUGGAAAUCAGGGUUUUCUCACACAAGGUAACGAUGGAAAAUCUUGGUGGUCUUCACAUACGCAACUUCCAAACUCUUUUCAAGGGAACUGUGAUUUGUAUAAAUAUCUGAGAAAACAUUAAAUGAAUUACAAGUGUGUGUGUUUGCACUAUGUAUGUUGCCUUUGUGCAGUCUUAUUGUUGCCUUAUCACAGAUGAAGAGUGUCCAACUGAUGUUUCAACACCAUCAGUUAUGUGCUCUUCCUUCCUCAAAAUGAGAGCAGCUCUUCUUCUUCUGCUUUGUGGCACUUACUUCAGCCUUGUUGGUCUGUUUGUGGUUUUUGCUGCUAACCAUAUAGUAAGACAACAGAUGUGUGUGUUGCAAAGGUGUAUUUACAUGUGUUAUUUCUUUGUAGUCGCAGUUUAAAAGGAAAUAAAGACCAUAUUCCAGCUUAAA
This is a messenger RNA of Melanotaenia boesemani (Boeseman's rainbowfish), 2665 nucleotides long. Its product is annotated as interleukin-13 receptor subunit alpha-1-like. Bases 378 to 1568 code for a protein of 396 amino acids. Lineage: Eukaryota; Metazoa; Chordata; Actinopteri; Atheriniformes; Melanotaeniidae. The transcript is spliced from 10 exons. Gene Ontology annotation, molecular function: protein binding. The record is from RefSeq and is a predicted model, not a curated record.